CGACAGAGUGUGAUUCACCGUCUAUGUAUAGAGUUAGUCUAAGAGUCUGCUAAGUACAUGGUGCACAAUCAACAGUUCCUUUGCUGCAAACUCGAAAACGUGUUGGCGCUGGAGAGGGUGCUAAUGGCGUAGGUGAUGGCAGGAUGGGAAGUUGAAGUGGCACACCGGAUGGCUGUUGGAGAUGACAAAGAUAGACUUCCAGGAAGAUGCAUUCAGCUGCGAUUAGUGGGUCCAAAAACACAUGACAUCCAGCUCGCACAUCAAAUGCGCGACCUCGCCCUGAAAAUGAAUCAAGCCGAUAAGAAACGAGUGUUCCGGAAACGCGUCCAUCUCCCGCCGCCGCGCCUCCCGGGGCGCUUAUCGGGGCGCCUCUGCCCCCUCGGGAAGGAAUGCGCUGGGUCGCGCGGCCAAGCGCACGGCGCAAGUGGAACGCGUGGGGAAGGAACGAUCCUUUUGACCAAGGAUAAACGCACAGAUCAACCCAAUCCUGCUGCUGAAUCACACACGACUCUUGCUCCAGCCAGCUGUAUUGAAAUCCACCGGCGCAUAUCUCACCAGUGCACUCGCAACCAGGCUGGGAUCGUGCCAGAAAAUGCACGCAGUACCAACUACUACGAAGCAAAAUCCUAA
This is a messenger RNA of Gryllus bimaculatus (two-spotted cricket), 630 nucleotides long. NCBI's taxonomy places the organism in Eukaryota, Metazoa, Arthropoda, Insecta, Orthoptera, Gryllidae. The record is from the annotation of a GenBank genome assembly.